AUGGCUUAUGGCCUGAAUGUGACACUGAGCGAGCUGCCAGGUGGAUGUCCUUCCUUGGAAAGGUCACUGAAUGCAGACCAUGACGAAUAUGACUACUGGUUCUCGAGUUCUGACGCGGAGAACGAGCCUCUUAUUAAGGAUCCCAUCCAAUAUUGUGCCGCCUAUAUCCCAGUACGAGUUGGGGAUCUCGACACGCGUAUGCAGUUCAACUACUUCAAUUCAACGCUAUCAAUUCAAUUUGGGGAUGUGGUGGAUCAACUCCACGGGCCAAAUGCUGAGUAA
Molecule: messenger RNA, 282 nt
Organism: Ilyonectria robusta
Lineage: Eukaryota; Fungi; Ascomycota; Sordariomycetes; Hypocreales; Nectriaceae
Exons: 2
Coding region: 1-282 (93 amino acids)
Source: RefSeq, a predicted model, not a curated record